UUGAGAUCUCGCGAUUCCGGUCCCGUGCUUGUUCGCCAUGGAUGAACUGAAGGCGUUGCUCAAUUCCCAAGCGGACGCUGUGGAGAAGCUCGCCGGAGAGCUCCGUGCGGGGCUCCGACCUGCUAUUGAUAACUUCAUCGGCUUCUUUCAUGCCGUUGAUUGGAAGGAGCCUUGGUUGAUGUGUUUGUUUGUGUUCCAAUUCGCUUUGUUACUGACUGCGAUUUUGACGAGGAGAAAUGAUAAAGCUCAGUUCUCACUAUCCAUUCUGGCUUUUUGUGGCAUAUAUUUCGCCGAGAGACUAAACAAUUUUCUGAGAGAGAACUGGAGGAGCUUUUCGAAGCAAAAUUACUUUGAUCCUCACGGUUUAUUUUUAUCUGUUUUCUGGUCUGGCCCACUUCUUUUGAUAUCAAUGUUAGUAGUGAUCAAUACUCUCUAUACAUUGUGUCGGCUUAUCGUUAAAUGGAAAAGGGCGGAGCUCAGACACCGAGCAAAACUUGUUGAAAGCAAGCUGGAUUGAUGUUGCCAGAAUUGGGGAUUGAUGUUGCCGGAAUUGGGAAUAUUUGGAUUCAGGGAAGCUCUGGUUGUUUUUUUAGUUGGAUUCGGGGAUUAGUGAAAGUUCUAUAUGAAGUUUCCAUAGUUUUUGAUAUACCA
This is a messenger RNA of Dioscorea cayenensis subsp. rotundata (Guinea yam), 651 nucleotides long. RefSeq names its product transmembrane protein 18-like. The record is from RefSeq and is a predicted model, not a curated record. The transcript has 4 exons. NCBI's taxonomy places the organism in Eukaryota, Viridiplantae, Streptophyta, Magnoliopsida, Dioscoreales, Dioscoreaceae. Gene Ontology annotation, cellular component: nuclear membrane. Bases 38 to 517 code for a protein of 159 amino acids.